AUGAGAAUCCUCCUCAUCAUUUUCUGCUUAUUCUCUCCAAUUAUGGCGUAUCGUUUCCUUUUCGCCGCCGAUGUCGACUGUGAAUACGACAACGUCUUCCAGUACACCGCUUCUUAUUGGGAUGGAGACAAGCAAAUUUCGAAGAAUCGUACUGUCACAGCCUUCAAGAAUAUCUUCUUCUAUCAAGAGGGAGCUACUUACAGAAUCAACAACACUAAAGACGUGUACGCUGAUAUCGAGCACAACUGUACAAAAUCUGGAGAAAUGGAUUCUUUUGUGAUACCGUUCGAGGAAGUUCGAAGAGACAGAGCCGUUCAACGAUUCGACUACUACGUUAAUUUGAGUGAAGAUGAUUGA
Molecule: messenger RNA, 357 nt
Organism: Caenorhabditis remanei
Lineage: Eukaryota; Metazoa; Nematoda; Chromadorea; Rhabditida; Rhabditidae
Exons: 2
Coding region: 1-357 (118 amino acids)
Source: RefSeq, a predicted model, not a curated record